AUGGCCGACAUUGACGUCGAAGAGGUCCUCAAAAACCUCAGCCUAGCCGAAAAGGUCGACUUGCUAUCAGGCAUCGACUUUUGGCACACCAAGUCCCUGCCCGAGCAUGGCAUCCCCUCUCUCCGCCUGACCGACGGCCCCAACGGCGUCCGCGGCACAAAGUUCUUCAACGGCGUGCCGGCCGCCUGCUUCCCCUGCGGCACCGCGCUGGGCGCCACCUUCAACCAGGACCUGCUCGAGGAGGCCGGCCGGACCAUGGGCGCCGAGGCCAUCGCGAAGAGCGCCCACGUCAUCCUCGGGCCCACCAUCAACAUGCAGCGCUCGCCCCUGGGCGGCCGCGGCUUCGAGUCCAUCGGCGAGGACCCCUUCCUGGCGGGCCUCGGCGCCGCGGCCCUCGUCCGCGGAAUCCAGAGCACAGGCGUCCAGGCCGCCAUCAAGCACUUCCUCUGCAAUGACCAGGAGGACAAGCGCCAGGGCGUGCAGGCCAUUGUCACGGAGCGCGCGCUGCGCGAGAUCUACGCCCUGCCCUUCCAGCUCGCCGUCCGCGACGCCCGUCCGGGGGCCUUCAUGACAGCCUACAACGGCAUCAACGGCACCAUGUGCAGUGAGAACGCAAAGUACAUUGACGGCAUGCUGCGCAAGGAGUGGGGCUGGGAUGGCCUCGUCAUGAGCGACUGGUUCGGCACGUACAGCACGACGCCGGCCGUCGUCGCCGGGCUCGACCUCGAGAUGCCGGGUCCGCCGCGCUUCCGCGGCGAGGCGCUCAAGUUCAACGCCUCCAACAACAAGCCCUUUGCGCACGUCAUCGACGAACGCGCCCGCAAGGUCCUCAAGCUCGUCAAGAAGUGCGCGCCGCUGAAGCUCGCGGAGAACGGGCCCGAGCGCGAGGCCAACACGCCCGAGACGGCCGCGCUGCUGCGCCGGAUCGGCACCGAAAGCAUCGUCCUGCUCAAGAACGAGGAAGGCGUGCUUCCCUUCAAGAAGGACAAGAAGACGCUCGUCAUUGGACCCAAUGCCAAAGUCGCGACCUACCAUGGCGGUGGCUCCGCCGCCCUGCCUGCCUACUACGCCGUUACGCCAUACGACGGCAUCGCGGAGAAGCUCGGCGAGCAGCCGGCAUACACUGUCGGCGCGUACACGCACCGUUUCCUCCCGCUGCUGGGCUCGCAGUGCACCGCGCCCAAUGGUAAAUCUGGCGUGCGGUGGAGGGUUUACAACGAGCCGCGCGACGCCUCCGCCCCGCGCGGUGAGCCCGUCGACGAGCUGUUCUUCUCCAAGACGGAGAUGCACCUCGUCGACUACAAUGUGCCGCGGGUCGGGGAUCUGUGGUUCGCCGACAUGGAGGGCGACAUCGUCGCCGACGAGGACUGCGAGUACGAGGUCGGCUGCGUCGUGUGCGGCACGGCGAGCAUCUUCGUCAACGACAAGCUCGUCGUGGACAACACGACGAAGCAGGUCGCCGGCGACAGCUUCUUCGGGCAGGGCACGAUCGAGGAACGCGGGCGUUUCCCCAUGACCAAGGGCCAGACGUACCACAUCCGCGUCGAGUUUGGGUCUGCACCCACGACCAAGCUCCGCAGCGACGCCUGCCCGCCCAAGAACGGCUCGCUGCGCGUCGGCGGCUGCAAGGUGCUCGACGCCGACGAUGAGGUGGCGCGCGCGGCGGCCCUCGCGGCGGAGCACGACCAGGUCGUCGUCUGCGCGGGUCUCAACUCGGACUGGGAGACGGAGGGCGCCGACCGCGAGAGCAUGCGCCUGCCCGGCGCGCUCGACCGGCUCGUCGCCGCCGUAGUGGCCGCGAAUCCCAACACGGCCGUCGUGAUGCAGACGGGCACCCCCGAGGAGAUGCCCUGGCUGGGCGAUGCGCGUGCGGUCGUCCAGGCCUGGUACGGCGGCAACGAGGCCGGCAACGCCAUCGCCGACGUGCUCUUCGGCGACGCCAACCCCUCGGGCAAGCUGUCCCUCAGCUUCCCCCGCCGCCUGCAGGACGUGCCCGCCUUCCUCAACUUCCGCACCGAGGCCGGCCGCACCCUCUACGGCGAGGACGUCUACGUCGGCUACCGCUACUACGAAUUCGCCGACCGCGCCGUAAACUUUCCCUUUGGGCACGGCCUCUCGUACACGACGUUUUCAUUUUCCGACCUCGAAGUCUCCUCCUCCUCCUCAACGGCCAUAAGAGCAACAAGAGCAACAACGGCAUCCGGCGCGCCCGUCCCCGAGCGCCGCAUCGCCGCCACCCUCACCGUCAGCAACACGGGCGCCCUCCCCGGCGCGGAGGUCGCGCAGCUGUACGUGCGCCCGCGCCAGGCCGCCAAGAUCAACCGCCCGGUCAAGGAGCUGCGCGGGUUCGCCAAGGCGCACCUCGCGGCGGGGGAGUCGCGGCGCGUGCGCGUCGAGGAGCUGGAGCGCUACGCGGCCGCGUACUGGGACGAGGAGCGCGACCGCUGGUGCGUCGAGGCGGGCGAGUACGAGGUCCUCGUGGCGAACACGAGCGCCGUGGAUGCGCCGCGGGCGUGCGUCGUCAGGGGCUCGUUUACCGUCCCCGAGACGUACUGGUGGUCGGGUAUCUAA
Messenger RNA from Purpureocillium lilacinum, 2571 nucleotides. RefSeq lists its product as uncharacterized. Gene Ontology annotation, biological process: glucan catabolic process. NCBI's taxonomy places the organism in Eukaryota, Fungi, Ascomycota, Sordariomycetes, Hypocreales, Ophiocordycipitaceae. The record is from RefSeq and is a predicted model, not a curated record. Gene Ontology annotation, molecular function: beta-glucosidase activity.